Messenger RNA from Vombatus ursinus (common wombat), 1038 nucleotides. RefSeq names its product DDB1- and CUL4-associated factor 7-like. Gene Ontology annotation, cellular component: nucleus. NCBI's taxonomy places the organism in Eukaryota, Metazoa, Chordata, Mammalia, Diprotodontia, Vombatidae. Bases 1 to 1038 code for a protein of 345 amino acids. The record is from RefSeq and is a predicted model, not a curated record. The transcript is spliced from 3 exons. Gene Ontology annotation, molecular function: protein binding.
AUGUCAAAGUGGGGGGAAAAAAAAGCUAUCUUUAGGUACGAAGCCCCAUGGACUAUAUACUCCAUGAACUGGAGCGUGAGGGCUGACCAGCCUUUCCGCUUGGCACUGGGAAGUUUCAUAGAGGAGUAUGGGAACAAGGUACAACUGGUGAGUCUGGCUUCUGACUGGGUGGACGCCUGGGGGGAUUUCGUGUGCAGCUACACCUUGCAGCACCCCUACCCUGCCACCAAGAUCAUGUGGAUUCCUGACCCUCAAGGCAUCCACCCGGACCUGCUGGCCACCAGCGGUGACUACCUGCGGGUUUGGCGCUUCCCGAUCGGGGCUGCUACCCUUGACUUGGAGCCCCGGCUCGAGUGCCUACUCAACCACAACAAUACUCGCUUCUGCUCGCCCCUCACCUCUUUCGACUGGAAUAACAGCGACCCCUACAUACUGGCCACAUCAAGCAGCGACACCACGUGCACCAUCUGGGCCCUGGAGACCCGCCAGGUGCUGGGCCAAGUGUCGGGUCACAGGCAUAUGCAUCUUAGCUCGCACAACAAAGAGGUCUAUGACAUCGCCUUUGGAGAGGGCCGAGAUGUCUUUGCCUCAGUGGGUGCUGAUGGCUCCCUGCGGCUCUUUGACCUGCGCAGGCUUGACCGUAACACCAUAGUGUAUCAGGAACCCCAGCGCCGGCCACUACUGCGCCUUGCCUGGAACAAGCAGGAUUUCAACUACGUGGCCACCCUAGCCAUGGACUCCACUGAGGUGGCUGUCCUUGACCUGCGCAUGCCUCGUUCACCUGUGGCCCGCCUUAACCGCCAUGGUGCCUGCGUUAAUGGGCUCACCUGGGCACCCCACUCAGCAGGCCUCAUUUGCACUGCUUCCGAUGACUGCCAGGCCUUCAUCUGGGAUAUUCAGCAAACUUCUUGUGCUGUAGAAGACCCUAUCCUGACCUACACUGCCAAGGGGGAGAUCAACAACGUGCAGUGGUCUGCCAGCCAGCCAGACUGGAUUGCCAUCUGCUAUAAAAACUUCCUAGAACUUCUCCGAGUCUAA